Molecule: messenger RNA, 1860 nt
Organism: Corylus avellana
Lineage: Eukaryota; Viridiplantae; Streptophyta; Magnoliopsida; Fagales; Betulaceae
Source: RefSeq, a predicted model, not a curated record
CUGAAACUGAAGCUAAUUUCUCCAUCGUUUGGGCUACCACAUAAUUUAAAAAUAGCAGCCAUUUGUCAAACUCAAUGCAGCCAUACCCGAAGUAAUUCAAGAAUCUGCUCUUGACGGAAGCUAAGAAGAAGGCUUGGCAAUAUUAUUGUUGCUAUUUGGCUCGAGUAUCAUGGGCUUGCUUGAGCAUAUAUGAUGGGAGCUGCUUAAUAGAUUUUGAGUUCUAAAGCGACAAAUUUAGGUGAAGAUAAAGAGGAAACCAUGACAGAAACUGUUGUGGCCCUUGUCGUCAACGAGUUGGUUCAAUUGAUUGUCCAUGAAUCAAAUUUGCUCAAGGGUGUCCACCAGGAAGUUGUGGACAUUAAAGAUGAACUGGAGAGCAUCCAGAGUUUUCUCAAAGAUGUCGAUAAAGGAGACCUCCAAGCUGGCGUCAAAAUGUGGGUAAAACAAGUGAGAGAAGCAGCUUAUCAUAUAGAAGAUGUAAUAGAUGAAUACGUUCUUCACAUGGCACAACGUCGUUAUCAGCAAAGUUUUCUUGCUUUCCUCAAUAAAAUUGGCCGCUUAUUGAAAUACAUAAAGCCGCGCCAUGACAUAGCCACCAAGAUUCAAGAUAUCAAAAUAUUGGUUCGUGAAAUCAAGGAACGAAGUGAAAGAUAUGGUUUUAGUUCCUCAGAGCAAGGAUCAAGUAAUAAUGCAGCAAAUGUUGCAUGUCAUGACCCUCGAGUGGGUGCACUUUUCAUUGAAGAAGAUGAAGUUGUGGGGAUUGAGUCAACCAAGGAUGAACUCAUAAGUUGGUUGGUGGGGGAAGCAUCUAAACACUCUGUGAUGUCGGUGGUUGGCAUGGGCGGAAUUGGUAACACAACUCUUGCUAAGAAAGUGUACGAGAAUGAAUCAGUGAAGGGACAUUUUGACUGUCGUGUUUGGAUCACUGUGUCUCAAUCAUACAACGUGCAGAAGAUACUCAUGUCCAUGAUAGACCAAAUCUACCAAGCAAAAGAAACUGCUCUCGAGCAAAUAGACAUGACAGACGAGAUCACACUCAUUACCCAGCUGAGGAAAUUUUACAACAAAAGAGCGAUUUGUAGGUUGUUCAGAGAAAAAUGCGGCUUUAAGUAUCAGAGCAUAGGUUUUGAAUCACCUGAAAUUUUUUCGGCGCCGCCUGUGUUAUCCGGCACAACCAUCCCUCUGUCCCUCACGGUUUUCUAUCUUCUCCUCGAAUUUUUCAGCGGAUCACUAUACCGCCUGAAAGCCCGGAAGCCAACCGUCACAAAGCCGCCGCACAUAGUCACAUCGGAGCUCCCACGCGCUCUCACGCGCCGCCCAAAGAUGGCACAAAAUGAGAUUCUUCAUCAUGUUCAGACUGUAUUGGAUGGAACAAACUAUAUGUUGUGGUCUCAAUCUAUGCGCAGCUUUCUUAAAGACCGCAAGCCUUGGCUUUAUGCAACUGGGGAGAUCCAAAAGCCAGUUAAAAGGGAUUCUGAGGCAGAUGAGGCUUUUACCACUCGUCUUAUUGAUUGGGAUAGCAAACAUCAUCAGAUUCUUACAUGGUUCCGUAAUACCACUAUCCCAUCUAUUUCUACACUCUUUGGCAACUUUGAUGAAGAAUCUGGUCAAAGUAUAAAUGAUUUUCUUGCCCGCAUGCAAUUCUUAUGGAACCAAAUUGAUGUUUAUGAUCCUAUUUGGAAGGAUCCCACUGAUGCUGAAAUGCAUGUUGCCCGUAGAGAUCAACAUCGCCUUCACCAAUUUUUGAUGGCCUUGCAUGAUGAUUUUGAGCCUGUUCGUGUGCAACUAUUACAUCGUUCUCCUCUUCCCACUUUGGACACUGCCAUCUUUGAACUUGUCCAUGCCGAGACUAGAUCGUAG